UUUUCAUGUUGGAUUAAGAAAACGAAAAAACAAAUUGUCAGUCUCCUUUUUAAUUUUUUGUUUUCGAUUGGCAGUUGAAAAACGAAAGAACGAAUGAUACACGGAUUUACGUGUCUGCUGCAUUUCCCGUGUGCUGUUGUCUGUCGAUGCGCACGUCUCUGACUGGACAGGGCGGGGUGAUGUUUGGGUUCCGGUAUGAUGGCCGCGAUGAUGAAACGGGGGACGGACGCGAUUUCGAUCCCUAAUUAACGCUCUUGUUUUACACCGGGGACAACAAUGACAUUGUUUGACGUCGCGGAGUAACAGCGUCAGUGCAGGGAAGCGGGGAAGCUGCUGGUGGAGAAAAGUGUUUCUCUGCGGCGCCUAUUGUUGAAUACAAUGAGGACGCUAUUUACCUUCUGCUGCUGCUUCCUUGUUACCGGCAAAGCGGACUGGGCGUGGGCCACUGUAAAUCAGACCAUUAACCGCAGCAACCCCUCCAGUUUGACGGCGGAUAGCAGCAGGUAUAUCGUCAUUGGGGACGGUUCGUCACAGGAAUUUGAGUUUCCUGAAAACACCAAGGGCGUGAUUGUAAUCUCCAGCCAAUACCGGAACAACGGCAACGGCCGAAAGAGCUGGAAACAGACUGUGAAAGUGCGCUCCUUAGACCCAGAGGUCCUCUCCAUCUUGAAUGUGACAGACGGUGGCCAUGCGGGACCUGCAAGGAACUACAUUAUCAGUAUCCACUCUGGUUUCCCAGGAAGGGCUCAGCUGGAGAUCCAACUGUUGGAAGAGAACCAGGAUUCAAUGCUCGUUCUGAUCGAGGAGAGGACAGAUUACUGUAUUGUGGUGGCCCCUGGGAGUGAUGACCCCGCCACACAACUCAUCCAAUCAGGUGGACUGUCCCAUUUCUCAGAGAACCCUGUGCUAUUUGCUCUGCUUCCCCUCAUCUUUGUCAACAAGUGUGCCUUUGGCUGCAAGGUGGAGGUGGAGGUACUGAAGGCCCUCCUGAGGAGCCCCGUGCCUCUGUUCCUUGGGGUGCUGGGUCAGUUCCUGGUGAUGCCGUUGUAUGCAUACAGCGUGUCUCAGCUGGCCUUGCUGCCCAAAGCGCUCUCACUGGGCCUGGUGAUCACAUGCUCCGCCCCGGGUGGUGGAGGUGGAUACCUUUACAGUCUACUGCUUGGAGGAGAUGUCACUCUGGCUAUCUCCAUGACUCUGGUGUCUACAGUGGUGGCGGUGGCAGCCAUGCCUCUGUCAUCAGCUCUGUAUGGACAUCUGCUCGGGGUGCAUGCGGCACUGCAUGUGCCAUUCGUGAAGAUUCUUGGCACCCUCCUCUUCAUUGCCAUCCCCAUUUCUCUUGGAAUGCUGGUCAAGCUACGCCUGCCCGCCCUCACUCGUGUCUUGCUCGCACUCAUUAGGCCCUUUAGCUUUGUGCUCAUUGUUGGUGGCAUUUUUAUGGCUUACCAAAUGGGCGCAUCUAUACUGGCCAAUGUCAGGCCUCCCAUUGUGGCUGUCGGCGUGACGGUGCCUUUGCUUGGAUUGUUGGUCGGGGCACUUCUGGCCAAGCUGGCUGGCCUGGCACCACCUCAGAGGAAGACGGUGAGCAUUGAGGUGGGCGUCCAGAACAGCUUGCUGGCCCUGGCUGUCAUGCAGCUGUCCUUCCGCCGGGUGGAGGCCGACUUCGCGUCACAAGCUCCUUUCAUUGUGGCCCUGUCCAGCACCUCUGAGAUGCUUCUCGUAGUUCUGGCAUAUUACACCCAACACUGGUUGUGUGGGCCCACUGUCCCUAGAAGUGACACCUGAUUGUUGCUGCAAUUUUUGGGAGAAAAAAAAAAGAA
Hippocampus zosterae (dwarf seahorse) is the source of this 1817-nucleotide messenger RNA. RefSeq names its product solute carrier family 10 member 3 (gene slc10a3). Gene Ontology annotation, cellular component: membrane. Bases 379 to 1782 code for a protein of 467 amino acids. Gene Ontology annotation, biological process: bile acid and bile salt transport. Gene Ontology annotation, molecular function: bile acid:sodium symporter activity. Lineage: Eukaryota; Metazoa; Chordata; Actinopteri; Syngnathiformes; Syngnathidae. The transcript has a single exon. The record is from RefSeq and is a predicted model, not a curated record.